Molecule: messenger RNA, 1461 nt
Organism: Spodoptera littoralis (African cotton leafworm)
Lineage: Eukaryota; Metazoa; Arthropoda; Insecta; Lepidoptera; Noctuidae
Source: the annotation of a GenBank genome assembly
AUGGCGGUUGCGAUCUCAUUCGUAUUCCUAUUCGGCCUAAUAUCUUGCACCAUCGGGAAGCCGGUUGACAACAGCUUAUAUGGAAUCGAGGGUUUGCUGAAAGCAUUGACCCAACAGAGUGGUAAAUUCGACAUCGCAAUCAGUCACCACGAAGACGGCCCUAAAAGUCAUCAUGAGGACAAGGCUCGCAUCUCACCGCACGAUGCCUCAGAAUUAGAUGAAAGCGAAGAGUCCCAACCAACGCCUAAUGACGUGCAGAGUAUUUACAAUUUACACACAAAGGCAGACAAGGUGCCACAACCACAAGAGGGCGACAUAUUGAUUGAAAAACACCAGGAUGCACUGAUGUGCAGUACUGACAGCGACGAGGGAGACAGUCUGCGGUGCGCUGGAAAUGCAUGCGGCACCUCGAGAGACGAUGCACCUUGUAACCAAUGCAAUAGAAAUGGUGAGGAAUUGCUUCGCUGUAACGGAAAUAGAUGCAGUAUAAGGGAUGAUAACGACCAAGAUGGCCGCGACAACCUGCGGUGUGCCGGAAAUCGAUGUGGUAGAAACAGAGACGACACCAAUGUCAUGCGGUGUCGUGGAAAACCUUGUUCUGUCGCCAGACACAACGAGAACAAUGAAACGCAAUGGCAGCCCAAACGUGUAAAAUUAAGUGAUAAUGUCGAUGCUGUUAUUCUUGACGCGGAUGAUUUACAACGUUUGUUAUAUGGCGACAGCACCCGUACUAAUAAUUUGAGUCCAGAAUUAAUAUGGUCCCCCAGCAAUGAAACAAGUGUUAGAACAUUCAAUGGUAACUCUGACGAAGUUGCGAAAUUUCUAAACAAACUGGAUAAGGAACUGGGCUUAACUGUCGGUAAUGACUAUGAUAAUAAACUUGAAUACAAUAAUAAUGACAACAACAGAGAUAAUACGGAUACUUCUAAUAACAACGAUGAACGAAACAACGCCAAUUAUAACCAACAUCUUCGGUGUAUAGGAGAUAGAUGUAGUAGAAGAGCAAACGACGUAUAUUAUAAUGACGAUGAUGAAUACAAUAGAUAUGACGGUGCCGAUGGAAAUAAAAAUAUAUUGCGUUGUAGUGGAGCAAGCUGCAGCAGUGAUAGUGACGACUAUGAUGAUAAUGAGUUCACCGAUGAUGAUGACACUCGUAUGGAUUCGAAGGUUGCUCUUACAAUUUCGGAACUAGGAUUAAAUAAUUUACGUUGCAGGGGAAAUUUGUGUACUUACACUGAUGAUAGCAACGGCUUGCGCUGUAUUGGUAACAGAUGCGCGCGAGAUAGAGAUGUUGAUGAUGGCGAUAUUGUUGAUAGAAUAAAAUUGGAAGGUUUACGAUGCAAUGGCAACAGAUGCAAUAGGGACACAGAUGAUGAAAAUUACGACAUAAAAGCUGUUCGUUGUUCUGAAAACAGAUGCAGCCGGCCAGAAACGAUAACGAAGAUGACUCCAAUCAGUUAA